CCUACGUGAUGCUUUAUUCUUCCCAAAAUUUGUCAGUGAGCGAGAUCACUGUCGAGGGACGAGAGCAGCCACCAACACGACGAACAAAAUCAAAAUGGCUACACGAGCUGCUUCUUUUCCACCAAUCGGGGUGUUCUAAAAUAAACCCGUGGCCACCCCCGACCGCUACCGCAGUGUUGAAGAAGAAACCAACAUGUUCCGCGCCUGGGAGGGUCAGUACCUGACCUAUACCGACAAUGACGACAGUCGGUGGUGUCCAGGGGCGGUGGUGCCCGACAACCGUUUUUCCUACCACCUCGAGCUCGCCGCUUUACUUGAGAAUCACAUGCACCAGUCGGAAUACGGUGGGGGAAAGGGCGGCCAAGACGAUGCGAGGUUCAAGAAAUAUGCAUUGCAAAUAUGUCUGGGUCUGGAAGAAGCAACGUGUGAUGCUGCAUCUGGAUUCUACAAAAAUCUGUAGUGCAUGAACAGCAAAAGAUCCAUUUUUUCCACGGCGAAAGGGCCUUUCUCAUGCGGCGUAGGCAUCAGGGACAGGGAUCCCUCACAAAAUCUGUGAUGCCAGGGCAUGCAUCACAGACAUCAGGAGUCAUUCAAAAUGUGCAUCACAAACCUUAACCUUUCACCCUUCCAGACCCAGACAUUUUUACAGUUGAUAAGAAAAAGCUGAAGACAAACUUGAACUACUGGCAACCGACGGAGGAGGAGAUAUUCCUGAUGGAGAAGGAAUAUAUGGAGAGGGUACUUAUAUAUUAGUAAGUAUUUGUAUUUCAGUUCUUUGUUUGCGCACUUGCAUGUAUGCAUUUGCAUCGCGAAUGCAAACGCAUUCUCUUUUUGUGAAGAUCGAUUCCCAUGGUGCAUGAAAAGAAGAAUAUCAAAUGUAGUUAUUUCAGCACAAGUCAACAAAUGAUCCCGGCAUCACGGUCACGCAUGAAAAAGAAAUCUCAGGAACGCGACAUUCCGACACCGGAAGAGGCCUUACAAUACAUAUUGUGAGGAAAGAUCCCCCCUCCCCAUACAUACUGAAAAGGCAUGCUCCUAAAAAUUUGUCAUGGUGAUUUGUGACUACAAAUCCAGCCUCUCUUGCAAGGGGGCAAAUCCAAAGAAUCCGCCGACUCAUGCAGGCGAUUUGUAGUGCUGUUACGGCUAAAUGACAGGCCUCUGCUAUGCUAAGCACCUACACCAAAACACCUCUGCACAGGCUUAGGCUUUGCCUGCAGUGCCUCGCUGCAAGACAGAUGUGAGUUGUGUACACACAUCCCGCGUCACAGAUUUCCGUUUUGAUAUAGGGAGGGGGGAUUUUUCCUUUUGAUAAUACAAGCGCAGUCUCUCCGCCUUGCUCGGCACCGCGUCCGGCCCUUCCGAAGAGGAUGUGCAAAAGCGAGUUUUAGAAGCGGGCGAGACGUUUAUCAUUUGUAAAAACGUCCCCACACCAGAGUCAAGAUGGGAAAUCUGCUAGACAACUCAGCCAGCUUUGGUCGUUUGGCAUGACAAAUUUUUCCUCGUAGUGUAAUCCUGUUUAGGUACUUCAGCAGCGUCACAGAUCUAGUAUGUCGCUUUGAUUAUAGCAUUACAAAUCCCAAACGCGACUAGACAAUGCCUCUCAUGGCGCUCCGCAUGACAAACUUUUUUGGCGUGCAGAUUUGCAUGACAACUCUGGGCUGGGGACGUUUUUCCUCAGGAUAACGUUUCGAAAAAAAUUGCGGUCGCGAGAGGUGGAUUUCGUCGACAGAAAUUGGCGUCUAUACAGGAGCAAGACGGAACGUAGUUGAUUUUUGCUGGUGUAUUCCUUUUCCACUUGCAACAAUGAUUUUUCACAUGUAUGGUGAACCUUAACCUAUGAUUGAAUGCUAUACAAGAACAACAUUCAAAAACUACAGAUAAUCUGGAGGAGAACCGGUUAAAAGAGAAGAAGGAAGAGAGGGAAAGACUUCUGUCCGGAUCCUCCGCGACCACAAUACCGCUUCCUAUCAAAUGCAAAAAUGUCUGGGUCUGGAAGGUUGCCAGGUUUGUCAUGCAUAUUUUACAUGACUCAGGAUUCAGGAUUGUUUGUGAUGUAUGCCCUACCAUCACAGAUUUUCAGAACCCUUCUUGAUGCCUAUCCCGCAUGACAAAUGCACUCCCCGCGUAGCACAAACUGGGCUCCUAUUGCUGGUCAUGCAAUACAGAUUUUUGUAGAGUCCAAAGUUAGCAUCACAAGUUCCAGACCCAGACAUUUUUACCUUUGAUACUUCCUCCUGUAGAGCAACCAAUGGAGGAGAACCGCAUUGACCCGGCAGUGUAUGCAUAGCAGCAGUAUUGUACUUCUAGUAUGAGUUGCAAUACAAAUUUUUCCAAGGCAAGAAGGGCAACUUGUAAUGCUGAUUUCCCUUGAUCCAUAGAUCUGUCAUGCCGAUUACUGCAAGUCACACUAGUACGAUGCUUUUGCUCUGGAUACAGUCGUGCAGGCGGCCAGAGACGCGGAAGAAGCGGCAACCAGGGAGGCCUUCCAGCUUGCGGUGUUGAGCAGAGUGGUACAUCAAAAGUAGCAAUAGAUGUUACGGAAGUGUCGUGUUUCUUCUGCGACGUUUUGCAUGACAAAAGGUGUUGGAAUUUCGUGUGUCGCAUGACAAAUCAAUGCAAAUUAAAACCGCACAGGAACCGGACCAAUUUGGGCAGUCCACGUCAGCGAUGAAACAGAUGCAGGCUAUCAAAUGCAAAAAUGUCUGGGUCUGGAAGAAUGCAAGUUUGUCAUGCUUGUCUGGCAUGACUCCAGAAUCUGUGUUGCAUAGCCACGAAAAGGCCCUCUUGCCUGUCAUGCAAAGAAAAACGCAGUUUGCCAUGCGGAAUACGUAAGACAUGGCAGCCAAAAAAUUUGUCAUGCGUGGCUGCGUAUUGCAGUGCGUUUAUCAUUCACUUUAUAGCAUUACAAGUUUCCAGACCCAGACAUAUUUGCAAUUCAUACAGGCGAUGUACACGCAAUACGAGAGAGAAAUCAUCGAAAGUGCGACGCUGCGGAACCGACAGCGGUAUCAAAUGCAAAAAUGUCUGGGUCUGGAAGAGUCAUGCUGUUUUUGCAUGACACAGAAGGUCUUGCGUGGAAGCUCUAGCAUCACAGGUUUCGAGAAGCUUUCGCAAUGCCGAAGCCGCAUGACAAAUCCCCCAUUUUGGUGACAGAAAGUGGGCAACUUUUGCUGCCUGUGCAUGAGAGGUUUGUAUGUGUUGUGAAAUGCGCAUCACAAGUUUGCAUUCUUCCAGACCCAGAUGAGAUAUUUGCAAUGCAUAAGCGGGUAAAGACCUACCGCAGAAAAUACGGAGUGGUUUUUGACCGGUUGAAAAAAAACAUCUCGGCUUACCUCAUGGAGGUCGCGUUAGCGAAAAGAGACGAGGAGCUAAACGAAAAGGAACAGAUAUCAAAUGCAAAUAUGUUUGGGUCUGGAAACCUGUGACGCAAGGAAGGGAAUCAUUGUGAGCACACUGUAUUGCGCUGCCAAGCAUAACAAACUUUUGGGUGCUCCUUCUGAGUUGCGUACUCUGCAUGAGAAACUGCGUUUUUGCAUGACAGACAAGAGGAGCUCAUCGGGGCCACGCAGCACAGAGUGCAGAGGCAUGCCAGACUAGCAUGAGAAGUCUUGCAAUCUCCCAGACCUCCAGGGAUAUUUGCGUUUGAUAACAGGCCCGGUCGAGCAAAUCGGAAUCAAGACCGGGGAGUAGCAGCAACAAAACGGGCGAGGAUGGGCAACCGAUGGACUCCUCUGAGGGAACGGGGAGUAGACCGAUCAGUAGCGGGAGCUCACGUAUAAUUCGACUAGUGUCUGAGUUACUGAUGAAUGUUUAUUGUGGAGUUUGAGGUCAUGCUGUUUUCGAAUUUGAACUGUGGCGCACAAAAUGCACUGCAUGACAAAAAACUACCGAACGAACUCCUCCAGGUCUCGGCAGCCGCAUGAGCUCCGCGCGCAGAAGACAGCGCAGCGUGAAAGUCAUUUCCGACACGAUUAAGGACAAAAAGCCGCGGGACGAGAAUAUCGAGGAGAAAGACAUCACUAUCUCAGGCAAAAAGUGUUACCGUUACACAUUUGUUGGAAUUUCUGCAUCACAAAGUUGCUCGACAUGGCAAAAAAAACCUGUAAUGCGCAGACUAUCAGCGAUAGGAAAAACACGCAUAAAAUGAGGCCGGCAAAAAAUAGCAUUUUCAGCAUGACCGAGGGUGUCUGUCUUGCUUGUCUUCCGUCCGGGUGUGUCACUGUAACACUUUUUUCUCAGGAUAAUCACCGUCAUCGACGAAAACGGGUUUGUGCAGGUGAAACAGGCUGGCGUGAUAGGAGAGCACGACGGCGAGGAGAUAUUUCAGGACAAACUCGAAGUGGACCUCGACGCGAAAUUAGCGGAGUCGAUUAUCAACGGGGUUUUGCAGGAAAGUUUCGGGGAUUUGAAAGAAGAAGAAGGUGGCGGGGAAGCAGGAGGAUUGUUACAGGCUGCUGAUGGCGAUAAAGAGAACCUAGCACCAGAUGAACCACCGGGGAACCAGAACAGUACGGAAAAUUUUGAAAAUGGGCGAGAGGAUUCAGUAGCAGCAGCAGCAGCAAAGAUAGGAGAUGGCGCGGCGCCCGAGCGGCCGGAAGAAGUCAUUUCACUUUCGAAAGACAUAAAUUCGGUGGAAAUAGUAGCAGAAAUAACGGAAGAACAGGCGAACAAAACCAUCACAAUUUCCGCGACCAAGGAGGAGGAUUCCUUGAUGACGCAGUCGUUAGAACAGCAGGGGGAUUCGGUUGACAUUGUCACGGAGCGGGAGCUAAUUGACCAGCUCUUGGACGGGGGGAUGACGGGGGAUUAGAAGUUUCUUUUUGAUCAUGAAAUAAUCCAUGACUUGCAACCUCUAAAACAAAACGACAUCGGAAACUAUCCUCGUUCGGGAACGAGGCGCGCAGACCCCGGAUUUUUUCAAAAAGUGAGAACGCGGUGAGUUUUCGUGUGGGCUCUCGUUCCGGAACGAGAAACGCUGUGAGAAUUCACUGAAUUGCCACUCCAGGACUAUUCAAAAAGUGAGAACGCAGUGAAUUCUUACUCGGCUUCUCGUUCCGGAACGAGAAUUGGAGUGAGAAUUUCCUGAAUUCCGACUCCAGGACUUUUCAAAAAGUGAGAACUCACUGAGUUCUCACUUGGUUUUCGUUUCGGAACGAGAAAUGGAGUGAGUAGAAUUCACUGAAUUCUCAAUCACGGAAAAUUCGUGAUCCCAGAGUGGGACUUUUCAAAAAGUGAAUAUUCACUGAAUUUUCACUCGAUUUCUCGUUCCGAAACGAGAAGCCGAUGGAAAAUUCAGUGAGUAUUCACUUUUUGAAAAAAAACACUUUUGGAGCAUGCAUGUUUCUGGAGAGAGAGGUUUCAGAUCCCGGAGUGGAAAUUUUCCGAAAGUGAAAAUUCAGUGAAUUUUCACUUUUUGAAAAAAAUCACUUUUGGAUCACGAAUUUUCCUGGAGAGAGACUUGAGCUCCAGAGUGAAAAUUUUCCGAAAGUGAAAAUUCACUGAAUUUUCAAUCGAUUUCUCGUUCCAGAACGAGGCCUCGUUCCGGAACGAGGCCUCGUUCCGGAACGAGAAAUCGAGUGAAAAUUCAGUGAAUUUUCACUUUUUGAAAAUUUUCACUCCGGAGGCGAAGUUUUCCCGGAGUGCGAAUUCGGGAAGCUGGAUUUUUCCAAAAGUGAAAAUUCACUGAAUUUUCACUCGAUUUCUCGUUCCGGAACGAGAAACCGAGUGAAAAUUCAUUGAAUAUUCAAUCCUGGAAAAAUCUCCUUCCGGAAUUUCGAAAAGGGAAUUACUAGGCUUCUGGUUCUUCCGGAACGAGGCCUCGCUGAAUUACCACCCCAGAGAAAAACUAUCUCACCCUGGAAUCACUCUGGAAAUGGGAUUUUCGUAGAGUGGCAAUUCAGUGGGUUAUGACUACAUGAACAAAAAAACCGCAAACGCUGACCUUUUGCAGCACACAUGGCAGAAAUAGGGCGAGUGCUAUCGAUUCAAAUUGCAGGACGUUCCGUAGCGUGUCGCUAGUAGCGUUUGCUGCAUGGCGCGAAAAAUUUUUUGCGAGCCUUCUAAUUGCAGCGCGCUACUGCCCGCGCCACAUCGCCGAGAGGAACGCCCUGCCGCACUGCCUGCAAGGUGCGUGUGGUGCCGUUCGUAAGCCGCGCCUGAUUUUUGUAGUUCGCAACGUCGCCCGAUGUUUUGGCUUCAGCAUGUUCAAAACGGUCGAAGUUGUAGCCUUUGGGCUCUCGUUCCCCAACGAGGGGAGUUUCCGACGCGAAAGGGGGGGUCUUUGCAAGUCAUGAAAUAAUCUUGCUGGCAUCUAGUACUUCUGUUCUACGCUGCCACCAAUUUUUAAGUUUCAGAAUUAAUGAACUGGUUUCAAAUAUUUAAUUCACACACAGGGAAUGAACAUGAAUAUGAAAAACAAGCUGUUUCAAAAUAAGUACACCAAAAAACGAGACGCAAUAAAUUGCUGAUUCAAAAAGAAGUAAACAACCCGGGUCGAGGACAUUUUUUGCCCGCGGAGGUUGAGAAUUGUGGAAAUGACGAAAGGUUUUGUCUUGUACCAACGCAAAUGCACAUUGUAGAGUGAGAAAUGAUGUAAAAUUCUUGUAAAGUUUCUUCAUCGAGCUCUUAACUGUACAAGAAAUUCCAGCAAUUGUACAAUGAAUCAGAAAUAAUGGCAGCGCGUCGGAAACUCGCCAGAGCUGCUGCAGCCGACGCGGCGCAAAAAUCUUUCAGUGCGAUUUUUAGGACGGCGGGAAGGUUCUGUUCACCAAUCACAUUCUCC
Molecule: messenger RNA, 6781 nt
Organism: Amoebophrya sp. A120
Lineage: Eukaryota; Dinophyceae; Syndiniales; Amoebophryaceae
Source: the annotation of a GenBank genome assembly